CUCCAGCUGCCUCGUCGUUCCUAAACACAAGCGAAUUUGCCAUGAAGACGACACAGUGGAUGAUCGUCGGCCUCCUCAGCGUCGUGGCCGCUGCGCCCGCGCCCGCGCCGAUUCCGACGCUCGACCGCUUCAACGGCGUCUGUUCGAGUGACGAAGACUGCGCCAAGUUUCCCGGCACCGUCUGCGUCCAGAUCCUCUCGGGCGACUACUCGCAGGGCAAGUGCACGCCCAACUAUGGCACGCGCCCGAACGGCUUCAACGGCCCGACGUGCGGCGGCAAGCUCGACAUUUGCGCGGGCGUCACGUGCUCGGGCGGCGGCUACACGAGCGGCGCGUCCGGCAAAGCUUGCACGUGCUUUUGUCCCAAGUGCCCUGCUGGCACAACCUGCACGGCAUGUGGGGGCGCCGACGGCCGCGAUUGCUCGACGUGCCCGGCGUCCACCCGGCUCAACGCGAGCAGCACGCUCCACCUCGCUGGUCUCGUCGCGGCCCUCGCCGCUUGUUUUACUUUGCUCCUGUAAGAGCCCGUGCUUGUGGCGGCCGCUUGCCGAGCGCGCCACGUAAGCUGUUUUAGAUUUAACGUCAACCAUGGGAUUGCCAUGUCUCGGAAA
This is a messenger RNA of Saprolegnia diclina VS20, 611 nucleotides long. RefSeq lists its product as hypothetical. The transcript has 2 exons. The coding region runs from base 42 to 521 and encodes 159 amino acids. NCBI's taxonomy places the organism in Eukaryota, Oomycota, Saprolegniomycetes, Saprolegniales, Saprolegniaceae. The record is from RefSeq and is a predicted model, not a curated record.